AUGUAGCACUGCGCUCUCUCUCUCUCUCUGCUUUUCUUUGUCGAAGUAUGUAACAGAAAACGGCACGAGGCGGAUUAUUUGAAGAAGUCAGUGGGAUUGCAUUAAAUGGAAGCGUUAAAGAACCAAGCACCAGUUAUUUCUGUCAACUACCAUUAUCGGUGGAUUGUUUUUGCUUUUUGAGUUUUUACCAUGUCUUUCUCUAUAUGAACUCAAUCCACCUCCACCUCCACCUCCACCUCCACCAUCCCUGUCACCAUAGUUUUGCAGGCAGUCAUAAUGAAUAAGUUUGCAGUUAAGGUAGAGGAGGGAAGGGAAGGCCGAGAUGGGCUGCCAUCAGUUGGUCCAGUAUAUCGCAAUCCUCUGGCUGAACAUGGGUUUCCACCAGUUGAUCCUGAUUUAAGUACAGCUUGGGAUAUUUUCAGGGUAUCAGUUGAAAAGUAUCCUGCAAAUAGGAUGCUUGGAUGGCGUGAAUUUAUCAAUGGGAAGUGGGGGCCUUAUGUCUGGAAAACAUACAGUGAUGUUUAUGAGGAAGUUUUGGAUAUUGGUUCUGCAUUACGGGCAUCUGGUAUUGAACCUGGCUCUCGAGUUGGGAUCUAUGGCACAAACUGCCCUCAAUGGAUUGUAGCAAUGGAGGCUUGCAGUGCCCACAGUUUAGUCUGUGUGCCUCUUUAUGACACCCUUGGGCCAGGGGCUGUAGAUUUUAUAAUGGGCCAUGCGGAGAUUAAUAUCGUUUUCGUCCAAGAUAAGAAAGUGAAAGAAUUAUUGAAUCCUGACUGUACACAUACUCAAAGGCUGAAAUCGAUUGUUUCCUUCACUUCGAUGACAAAGGAAGAGAAGGAUAAGGCAGCAUCCAUUGGAAUAAAACCAUAUUCAUGGAAUGAGUUUCUCCAUAGGGGUAAAGAAUUCCCAUCAGAGCUUUUGCCGCCACAUCCAUUCAGCAUAGGUACCAUAAUGUAUACUAGCGGCACCAGUGGAGAACCAAAAGGUGUUAUACUAACUCAUGAAACCAUUGCAAUGUGCGUAAGAGGUGUUGAUCUCUUCAUGGCACAAUUCGAAGACAAGAUGACAGUGGAUGAUGUUUAUAUAUCGUUCCUGCCCCUUGCUCAUAUUCUUGACCGCAUGAUUGAAGAAUAUUUUUUCCAUAAGGGUGCUUCCGUUGGCUACUAUCAUGGGGAUAUAAAUGCACUAAAGGAUGAUUUGAUGGAAUUGAAGCCAACUUUUUUGGCUGCAGUACCCCGAGUAUUAGAGAGAAUACAUGAAGGGGUCAUUAAAGCUCUAGAAGAACUAAAUCCAGUGAGGAGGAUGUUUUUUGGGAUUCUUUACCAACAUAAACUCAACAGGAUGAAGCGAGGUUAUAAGCAGAAAAAUGCGUCACUUUUGGCUGAUCUGCUGGCUUUCAGAAAGGUGAAAGCUAGACUAGGGGGUCGGAUUCGUCUAAUUGUGUCUGGAGGUGCACAAUUAAGCACUGAGGUGGAAGAAUUCUUGCGAGUUACUUCAUGUGCUUUCGUAGUGCAAGGCUAUGGUUUGACAGAGACAUGUGGUUUGACGACUCUUGGCUUUCCAGACGAAAUGUGUAUGCUCGGAACUGUUGGUUCUGCAUUUGUAUAUACCGAGGUACGUCUGGAGGAGGUUCCAGAAAUGGGAUAUAAUCCACUUGAAGAUCCUCCACGCGGUGAGAUAUGUGUGAGAGGGAAAACCGGUUUUUCAGGUUACUACAAGAAUCCAGAAUUGACAAGGGAAACUGUUAAAGAUGGGUGGUUUCAUACAGGUGACAUUGGGGAGAUGCUACCAAAUGGAGUUUUAAAAAUUAUUGAUAGGAAGAAAAAUCUGAUUAAGCUAUCACAUGGAGAGUAUGUUGCAGUUGAAUAUCUGGAAAAGGUUUACGUAAUCACCCCCACGGUUGAAGAUAUCUGGGUCUAUGGGAACGGCUUCAAGUCAAUGUUGGUUGCAGUAGUUGUACCUCAUGAAGAGAAUGCCAAAAGAUGGGCAUACCAAAAUGGCUACAGUGGUUCAUUCUCUGAACUAUGUGCCCUUAACCAGCUACGAGAUCAUAUUCUCCUUGAGAUGAAGUCGACAGCAGAGAGAAACAAGCUGAGGGGUUUUGAGUUUAUCAAAGGCAUCAUUUUAGAAGCUCAGCCCCUUGAAGCAGAAAAGGAUUUGGUUACACCGACUUUAAAAAAGAGACGAGAUAAACUGCUUAAACGCUAUAAGGUGGAAAUUGAUGAACUUUAUGAAAAAUUAACCGGAUCAAGACGCUAAGUACUUACAUUGUUGAAAGCGCUGGUCCCAUGACUGAAGCAGUGUGGUGUUUAUCCUAUGAGUGAUAUAGGUUUCUCUAAUGCAAGAAAGUAUGCCUAUUCCCUUAUUUUGUUAGUUAUGAAACCUCGGCCCUGCUUAAGCUGCAGCGCGUCUGUAAUCCAUCAUUAACAUUUAAACGUUUGCGCAAUGCAUUUUCUGUCGCACUGCUUGGCUUUAGUGAAUUCAUUGUAUCUUUGACAAAAAUUCUCUCUUUCACUUUACAACUUUCCGAGGGCAAAUUUCCCUCACGGUACUUAAAUUCUGCAUAUGGGUGCUUAAAUUUCCAAGGUCUGUGUCGAGAGUUCUGACAUGAACUAAUAUCACUUGAUUGAGUAUUGUCUUUCCUGGAAAUCACUCAUCUGAGGUUGCCUCGGAAACAAACAAUUGCAACACGCUCAAGGCCUG
Messenger RNA from Ilex paraguariensis (yerba mate), 2703 nucleotides. NCBI's taxonomy places the organism in Eukaryota, Viridiplantae, Streptophyta, Magnoliopsida, Aquifoliales, Aquifoliaceae. The record is from the annotation of a GenBank genome assembly.